This is a messenger RNA of Oncorhynchus tshawytscha (Chinook salmon), 1908 nucleotides long. RefSeq names its product calcium-activated potassium channel subunit beta-3. The transcript is spliced from 4 exons. The record is from RefSeq and is a predicted model, not a curated record. Bases 1 to 780 code for a protein of 259 amino acids. Gene Ontology annotation, biological process: detection of calcium ion; potassium ion transport. Gene Ontology annotation, cellular component: voltage-gated potassium channel complex; membrane. Gene Ontology annotation, molecular function: calcium-activated potassium channel activity; potassium channel regulator activity. NCBI's taxonomy places the organism in Eukaryota, Metazoa, Chordata, Actinopteri, Salmoniformes, Salmonidae.
AUGAGGGAGAUCCUCCACCCUUUGGCGGCGAGGGAGCAGGUGUGGCGGAGAGGAGGGUACGGGCGUGGAGGGGAGAGGGCCAAGGCUCAGGUGAUGGCCUCCAGUGUGGGGGAGGACAGAGCCAUGCUCAUGGGCUUCAGCAUGAUGGCCUUCUCUGUGCUCAUGUACUUUCUGAUCGGGAUCACUCUGGUUAAACCCCACCUAAACAGUGACUGGCAUGAGGAGGCCAGCUGCUUGCUGGUCCAGGUUGAUGUUCUGGAUGAGUGGGCCGACUGCAGAGGGGUCAGCACUGCCCCAUGCCUGAGGGUUCUGGUCAACCUCAGUACCUCUGGACAGAAGGCUCGCCUGCACUACGAUGAAGAGUCUGUACUCCUCAACCCUGAGUGUUUCUACAUACCCAAAUGUCAAGUAGACAGGAAAGUCCUUGUGGGCGAAGUGCAGAAAAUCCAAAACACUUUGGAGGAGACACAAGGCAGUGAGUUGCGUUGUCUUUCCGACCCCAGAAAAUACCCAGAGGACACCAUUUUGAAGAGGAAGUACACGUUAGGCCUUGCCCUGUGGUCUCUGCUGUGGCCCAGCUUGAUGCUGGGUGGGGGAGCUCUACUAGUGGGCCUGGUGAAGCUCAACCAGAGACUGGCACACCUCUGUACGGAGCUGGGUAAUGAGGUAGCAGGGGGUAGGCUGACAACGAUGACAAAUACCCAAGGCAAACUCUAUCAGCUCCUUAGGUGGUCUGGCUCUGGACAGCACUCACCUAUGCAGGAUGACUCAGUGAAGUGAUAGCUGACAGUGGCUGUGCUCCAAUAUGCAAUAAGUGUACUACAAUGUGUAUUGAAUAUAUCCAGUGAAAGGACAUGGAGAUAACAUACUGUGUAGGUGAUCCCCACUGUAAGGAAGGGAGUCUAUGGGUUGAUGUAGUAGGAAAUGGAAAUAAUUACGUUAACCACCUUGUCCUGGAUUCUUUUUAAAUUGAUAUGCACAAGGGCUGCAGGGAAUCCCACUGUAUGACUGAAUAGUAGUGGAGGCUGGCUCAUAAUAAAUGGCUGGAACUGAGCGAAUGGAAUACCAUUCUAGCCAUUACCACUAGCCCCUUCUCCCCAAUUAAGGUGGCACCAACCACCUGUGCUGAAUAAGCUGACUUGAAGGUACUUUUUCCUGGUACGGUUAGUCAAAGCAGGUACUAUAAUCAACUAGCCGCAUUUCUCUGUCAAUAUAUGGGGACGAGGUUAGAUAUUACUGAAACGAUGUAGGAUUAACUGAGUUUUUAUAUUGUCCUUUUUAAAUAUCAUGGCAAAUGGAUAAGAAAUUAAAUGCAUUGGUUCUCAAAAUAUGAGACAGGGAUACAGAGAAUUUUUAUUAAACAGUACAAUGAGUGAAUGAAUACAGGAUUCUUUCCAGACAUGGUAAAAUGAAUGAGUAUGAAAGAUUAAUUAGUGCAUACUACAGGUCAAACAAUAUUUACAAAGAUGAAUAGCUAGAUAAGAAUAUCAGCUUUAAAAACAUGCAGGAUAGCUUUUCACCAUUGUGCUUUUACACUGUACUCAUAGUCAGAGCAGCAGACCUUCAGUGAAACUCCACUAGAUACAUUUUCCUCCUUCAUUCAUUCGUCACUCGUUUCUCAUUUCAACGGCAACAAGCUGUCUACUGGGGUGUAAAAGGAUGUAUUAUGCAUAAGUCCAAUGUUUUUGGGAGGGUUAGCGAUUAUAUUUUGAGUUUGUCUACAUUUAGAAUACAAAAAUAUAUUACCUCUAGAGUUAUACAAGGAAAGUGAUUUGCACAAAGUAGCAGUUCUCUUCAUGGUGUGCCAUUGUACCUCACCAGUAACAAAAAAAGGUAAUUAACAUGAACUUCAAGUAAACACUAGUAAGAGAAAAGGAUGACAUUUCCCACAGCAAAAAUGAAAAGAAA